CUAGCUUUAAACUGGAUCAUUUUUCCCUCUUACAACCCAAAUCGGGGCAAAGCCUUGCGGCUCAGCCACCAAGGGCCGCCAAGGCCGUUCAGCGACCACGUCGUUGUCCAUGGGCAGGUAAAAAGCCGGUGGCGAUAACUCAGCCCAUUCAAACGUCACCGCUUUCAAAGCGCAAAGCCUUCAGGUGCGCGAAGAACCCCUUCAUCCGCGCUGAAAAGAUGUGUGCAAGAAGUGAGAUCUCCGCAGUAGAAAGUGAAGCCGGGGGAGACAUGAGCUGAGCGAACGUAGGAAAUACGAAAUUUAAUUAAAUAGGCGUGGUCGGGGAUGGUUCAUGGUAUCCACACCUAGGAGCUCAUUGGAGUCCCGGGACAAUAGUGGCAGACAGUGCUGAUCCUCGUUUGCGCCUUGUAUUCGAAGAGAAAGGUCCUCGCAACGUGAAUGGGUUUUGAGUUUUAGAAAACUCGAGAUGACGAUCAGCCUUCAAGCUCAGACUGUCGUGAAUUUCCGAUUGCCCCUGAGGCUCAAUGCUAUAUAUUGCACACGACCCCGGGAUGGAGGAUCCUGUUUCGGAUCCAAAUUUCUUUCUUUUAACACCGUGAACUAUCUCCUCGACACUUGAGCUUCAAGACAUCUCUCUCUACAUAACCUUUUCCAGCUUAUUUUUCUUCAGAACACCCCCUAUCAAGUCAAUAUGCAGUUCAAAUCACUUGCUUUUCUCCUGCUCUCUGCGACUGCGCUUGCUUCCCCUGAGCCCGCACAGAAGAGAGAUGAUUUAGAUGAGAUCACAUCUGCCAUCAAUGACAUCACUUCGGCGAUUCCAACGGACCUUUCGGGCCUGAAGAGCUUGUCUGCAUAUAUUCCACCACCAGGCAUUGCGUCCGUUCUCGCAACAGCUAUCCCCUCUGACGUCCGCGAGAGCAUCCAAGCCAACCCUACUGCUGCUCUUGAAUUCAACAGCGCUCUUUACAGCAGCCUCAAAGCCGGUCAAACCCCAAGCUGGUAUGAGGAUCUUCCAGAUGAUGUGAAGAGCUAUCUCAACAGAAUUGCGCGUAUCACCGGAUCAGACGGCCCUCAGGCCACCGGCGCUGGCGAGCCUGCUCAAACUUCCGACAAUUUUGCUCCCCGAGCCACUGGUGCCAUUGCUGCCAGUGUUGCGGGUGCUGCUGGUCUCCUUGGUCUUGCUUUUGCUUUGUAAAUAAAACGGCUUGACUUCUAUUUCUUGACUUCCAACUUCUGGGCUAAGCUGUGAUGGAUCUUUGGUCUUCUGAGGUGAAAGGGACAAAGUUUGAAUUUAUUCUAUACCCUAUGUGUAAAUUGUUUGGUUUGGUGUAUUCGAUUUAAUGAUGGAAAUCCAU
Molecule: messenger RNA, 1355 nt
Organism: Coccidioides immitis RS
Lineage: Eukaryota; Fungi; Ascomycota; Eurotiomycetes; Onygenales; Onygenaceae
Exons: 2
Coding region: 692-1195 (167 amino acids)
Source: RefSeq, a predicted model, not a curated record